AUGCCGGGACACUUACAGGGUGGCUUCGGCUGCGUGGUCUCCAACCGAUUCGACCAGUUAUUUGACGACGAAUCCGACCCCUUCGAGGUGCUGCAGGCAGCGGAGAACAAGAAAAAAGAAGCCGGUGGGGGCGGUGGUGGAGGCCCCGGGACCAAGAGCGCAACCCAGGCCGCGGCCCAGACCAGCUCCGGCGCGGCGGGCAAACGGCUGCGGGAGGAGUCGCAGAGGGACGAGACGCCGCCGCCGCCGCCGCCCGGCGACGCGAGAGAGACGCCGCCGCCCGCGCUGCCCGCGAAAGAAAGGCUGAGGCUCGUCGGAAGGAGACCUGACCCACAGCUUCAGGGGGAAGGGAAAUUUACUGAGAGAAGACCAGACCGGCGACCACCUCGUGAAGGAAGAUGUGAAAAGCCACUUGAAGAAAAGGGGGAAGGAGGCGAAUUUUCAGUUGCGAGACCGACUGUCAACCGGCCUGUCCGAGGCUGUGGUGGCCCUGGGAGAGGUCGAGCUGGCCGCGGACGUGGACCAGGCCGAGGAGAUGGGUUUGAUUCCCGGGACAAACGUGAGUUUGACAGGCACAGUGGAAGCUACAGGUCUGGCCUGAAGCCUGAGGACAAGCGUGGAGGGAGCGGAUCUCACAACUGGGGGACCAUCAAAGAUGAAUUAACUGACUUGGAUCAAUCAAAUGUGACUGAGGAAACCCCUGAAGGUGAAGAGCACCCAGUGGCAGACACUGAGAACAAGGAGAACGAAGUCGAAGAGGAAAAGGAAGAGGGUCCAAAAGAGAUGACUUUGGAUGAAUGGAAGGCUAUUCAAAUUAAGGACCGGGCAAAAGUAGAAUUUACUCUCCGAAAACCAAAUGAAGGUGCUGAUGGGCAGUGGAAGAAGGGAUUUGUGCUUCAUAAAUCAAAGAGUGAAGAGGCUCAUGCUGAAGAGUCGGUUAUGGACCGUCAUUUCCGGAAGCCAGCGAAUGAUAUAACGUCUCAGCUGGAAAUCAAUUUUGGAGACCUUAGCCGCCCAGGAUGGGGUGGCAGAGGAGGAAGAGGUGGGCGUGGGCAUGGUGGACGUCCCACUGACAAGUCAAGAGCUUCUGCUCCAGAUGUGGAUGACCCAGAGGCAUUCCCAGCUCUGGCUUAACUGGAUGUCAUAAAACAACCCUGGUUCCUUGGUGGACCCUUAUAUUCAAAGCUUUUGUAUACUUAAGGAUUCCAAACAGAAACUUUAAAAAAAAAAAAAAAAGACUGUCAUUCUUACCAUUCACA
This is a messenger RNA of Nycticebus coucang (slow loris), 1259 nucleotides long. Its product is annotated as plasminogen activator inhibitor 1 RNA-binding protein-like. The transcript has a single exon. The record is from RefSeq and is a predicted model, not a curated record. Gene Ontology annotation, cellular component: cytoplasm; nucleus. Gene Ontology annotation, molecular function: mRNA 3'-UTR binding. Bases 1 to 1134 code for a protein of 377 amino acids. NCBI's taxonomy places the organism in Eukaryota, Metazoa, Chordata, Mammalia, Primates, Lorisidae.